Mycosarcoma maydis (corn smut) is the source of this 3384-nucleotide messenger RNA. Its product is annotated as putative DNA mismatch repair protein. Lineage: Eukaryota; Fungi; Basidiomycota; Ustilaginomycetes; Ustilaginales. Gene Ontology annotation, molecular function: ATP-dependent DNA damage sensor activity; mismatched DNA binding; ATP binding. Bases 1 to 3384 code for a protein of 1127 amino acids. The record is from RefSeq and is a predicted model, not a curated record. Gene Ontology annotation, cellular component: nucleus. Gene Ontology annotation, biological process: mismatch repair. The transcript has a single exon.
AUGAGCAAGAUGCGGCUUAGCGCGCACGGUGCGACGGCCACGUUUGCCACUCCCAAUAGCCACGCUUGGCGGCGAAGCACAUCGUACUCUCGAGACUCGACGCCGUUACCGUCUCAAUUUGUGCAUGCGAGCUCUUGCACUCGUAUGGAAGCGUGGAUACGAUGCACAGCGCUUGCUACGAGCAAUCUGGCUCUACCAGCUGACAAGACGCGCUACUUGAGCGCCGCCAUCCGCCAUGCCCAGUGUCGACCAUCCAACACGCGCACGAGCAGCUUGACAAGACCAAACGUGAGGUAUGCCUCUCAAUCGUGUGCAGAUCGCCAAGAAGCAGCUCUGAACACAUCCCCUUCAACACGAACCAAACGACGCACAACUGUAGCAUACGAUUCACUCGCGUCUUCGGUUCUGGGCGAAGACGGUCAACCACUACCGGCUCUGGCAGCUUUGACACCUGCAGUACGGAAGCGCAGCCGGAGCAAGUCACGCACCAAGCCGUACACUGAUGCAGCCACAUGCGCAGAAGCAUCGGCGCAAGAGACUGAGAGCAUCCGAUGGCCACCACUAGCGCAAAGCGUGCUCGACGAUAUGGCGCGUUUCCCAUCGACCAUCCUGCUGACGCGUGUUGGCGGCUUCUACGAAUCCUACUUCUCGCAAGCACCGCAACUCGCAUCGAUGCUUGGCAUCAAGCUCGCCAACCGUCGAUGGGGCGGCCAAGACGUACCCAUGGCAGGCUUCCCUGUCUUCCAAUUGGAAAAGUACCUCAAGAUCCUCGUCCUCGAUAAACGGCUGCUCGUUGCCAUCUCGGAAGAGUUCCGACCGAAAGACGACAAAGUCGGAAACGCCACCGAGAUCACAAGGCGAGUGAAUAGGGUCGUCAGUCCUGGCACGCUGAUUGACGAAAAGUUCCUGGAUCCGUUUGUCAACAAUUUCAUCGUUGCCGUCAGCGUCAUGCACGAGCAGGACAAGGUGAGGUAUGGUCUCGCAUGGCUGGAUGUGGGCACGGCAGACUUCAAUACAGCGGUGUGCGAGGACUUUAAGACAUUGAGGGACGAGAUCGCGAGGAUUGGACCGAAGGAGAUCGUCAUCGAUGCUGGCACGAUCGAUGCUAGUGAGGCGCAAGAAGGUGUUGUCCAGCAGGUGAUUGCAGAGCGAGUACAAGAGAAGCGCAUCAAGCUCGAUAUAAGGGAGCUAGUCACCGAUUCGAGUAUCUACAUUUCCCACUUUCAUCCACCUCCUCCCUCUCCUCCUGCAACCAAGCCUGUUGAAACGCAUCAAGAAUCAGCUGCACAAGACACUUUUGCGCCACCGACAAGCUCGCUCGACGCGGUUGAGACAGCCACGGUGCACGCGCUUCUCUCAUACCUACGCACGCGCCUGCUAGACCACGAAACCGCCUCGACGCUCACGUCGCUCUCGCUCUCGCGUCCGCUCCACCAGCCACUCGACUCGAUCAUGCAGAUCGACGCGCACACGCUCUGCGCACUCGAAAUCCGCUCCACGGGGCGCCAAGGCUCUACGCGCGGAUCGCUCUUCUCGGUCCUCCGUCGAACCGUGACACGCGGCGGCACGCGUCUCCUCCAGCAAUGGCUUUGCAAUCCCUCCACCUCGAUCAGCACAAUCAACGCGCGCUUCGAUGUCGUCGAGCUCUUCCUGCGUCGCAAAGCUCUGCGCGAAGAUGCAAGGUCGAUUUUGAGGAGCGGAGCAGGUGACGUGAGUAGGGUGCUGCAGAAACUGAUGACCAGGAGAAAUGAUGAGCAGGAUCUGUUAGAGGUGAGAGAUGCAAUCGGAGCGAUGGAUAGGCUAAAGAGGUUGAUGCAGUCUGAGGUGGAGUUUAUGGCUUGUGAAGAAAAGGAGAGGCAGACGCUGGAGAAUCUGGUGUCCAAGUUUCACGAUCUGACCGACUUGGCGAGCAGGUUGGGCGACGCAAUUGAUGAAAGAGUGAUCGCAUUGAGGUUGGAGAGGCAGGAGACGCUCGCGGCGGAAGUCCAAGACAUUGCCGCAGCGUCGUCUGCUUCAGACGGUUCGCGUGCUCAGAUUCGAAACCUCGGUAGCGGCACUCCCACUCGCGCUGCGGCUGCAUCCAAAGGCGUCAGUGCGGCCAAGCGCGGUGGAAACAGUAGCGUCGCAGCCGACCAUGUGGAUCCUGACGACUCUUGUUCGCUCUGGGGCGAUGAUUUCGAACACCUGAUACGACCCGCCUCGUCUAAAGCGCUCGCCAGUCUCACACGCUCGCAUCGCGCGCUGCGGCGCACCGCGCGCAGGCUCGAACUCGACUUUCAACAAGCCUACGCAUCCGACAAUGUUACGCUUCGCUACGUGCUCGGUCAGGGGUACGUCGUGCACUCGCGUGGUAAAGCUUUGGCGUCGACUCCUAACGUGGCGCUGCCGUCGACGUGCACGUCGUCGAUGGAGGAUUUGAGCGUACACAUUGCUGGCAAGAAUCGUUCGACGCACACGUACUACUGCGCUACAUGGACCGCUCUUGGAUCGCGGCUGGAUCGGCUGUGCAAGGAAAUGCAAGCGCUCGAGUCGAUCGAGCUUGAGGCACUGCGUCAACACGUGCUGGAACAAGCUGCGCAGUUGCGCACCAACGCCAGGUUGCUCGACCAGAUCGAUGUGCUAUCGUCCUUCUCGCAAGCGUCGGAAGAGUAUCAUCUGGUGCGACCAAUCGUCGAUGAUUCAACCGAUAUCGACGUUGCUGGUGCGCGACAUCUGUCUGUGGAAAUGGGCUUGCUCGAACGCGGUCGACUGUUUACGCCGAAUUCACUCAACCUCUCGGAUGGAGGUGUUCACAUCAUCACCGGUCCCAAUAUGGGCGGCAAGUCGACUUUUCUUCGAUCGAUCGCUCUGCUUACUAUCCUAGCGCAAUGCGGCUGCUUCGUCCCCUGUUCGCAUCCCUCACGUCUCGGACUGGUAGAUCGCAUCUUCACGCGCAUAGGUGCUCAAGACGACGUUUUCCGCGACCGCUCCACAUUCAUGGUGGAAAUGUGUGAGGUUGGCGAAAUCCUGAAUCGUGCCACACACCGUUCACUCGUCAUUGCCGACGAAAUCGGGCGUGGCACAAGCAACCUCACUGGGAUCGCUGUCGGCUUCGCAACACUCGAGUGCCUCUGGCAACGAAGAUGCAGGACGCUGUUCGCAACGCAUUUUUACGAAAUCUGCGAUCUGGUCAAAGACCAAGCUUGGCCGCGAGUCGAGUUUUGGUCCACCGAUGUCCACCAUACCACACACGGCUCCUUGGUGUAUCAACAUGAAUUGAAGAAGGGCGUCAACACCAACAGCUAUGGUCUGCAGGUCGCAAGAUUGGCCAACCUGCCAGAGCACACGUUGGAGUUGGCCAGCACGACGUUGGCCAAGUUGAAAGCGAGGACGCGCGGCGCUUAG